Messenger RNA from Penicillium argentinense, 1446 nucleotides. RefSeq names its product FMN-dependent alpha-hydroxy acid dehydrogenase. Gene Ontology annotation, molecular function: oxidoreductase activity. The record is from RefSeq and is a predicted model, not a curated record. The transcript is spliced from 5 exons. NCBI's taxonomy places the organism in Eukaryota, Fungi, Ascomycota, Eurotiomycetes, Eurotiales, Aspergillaceae. Bases 1 to 1446 code for a protein of 481 amino acids.
AUGGGGAGGGUCUUGGAUGCUGCCGAAGUUGCCAAUCACAACACCAGCGAGAGCUGCUGGGUGAUCCUCUACGGAAAGGUAUACGAUGUAACCGACUUCGUCUCGCAGCACCCAGGAGGCGCAAAGGUGAUCCUCAAACUUGCUGGCAAGGAUGCAACUGAGGAAUACGAUCCGGUGCAUCCAGAGGGUACCCUCGAAAGCAAUCUCAAGCCCGAAGCCCUUCUCGGCAGCGUUGAUCCUGCGACAAUGCCCAAAUCAGAACCACAGGCCACGAACUCUGAAAAGAUCGAAGACGUGCCAGUGCAUACCCUGUUGAAUAUGGACGAGUUCGAAGAAGUGGCCACGAAGAAGAUCAGCAAAAAAGCAUGGGCGUAUUACUACUCGGCCGCCGAUGAUUUGAUCACCAAGCGCUUCAAUACCGAAGUCUUUCGCUCCAUUCUGCUUCGGCCGAGAGUUUUCAUCGACUGUACCGAGUGCAAUCUCAACACCUCGUUGCUUGGAAACCCAACAUCCAUGCCCAUUUACGUGUCACCAGCCGCUCAGGCCCGUCUGGGUCAUCCUUCCGGAGAAGCGGGUAUUUCAGAAGCAUGCCAGAGCAUGGGCACAAUACAGAUCAUUUCAAACAGUGCAUCGAUGACACCCGAACAAAUUGUCGCCAACGCGUCGCCGAACCAAAGCUUCGGGUGGCAGCUCUAUGUGCAAGACAACCGAAGCAGAAGCGAGGCGAUGAUCGCCCGAAUCAACAACUUGAGUGCGAUAAAGUUCCUCGUCCUAACGCUUGAUACCCCGGUAAUGGGGAAACGAGAAGACGACCAGCGCUUCGGCAACGUCAUUGACGAACUGACCGAACAAGCAUCCCCAGAAAGCUGGAAACAGCGCGAUAAGCAGGCCUUUGCAGGCAUGGAUCCAACUCUGACCUGGACGGAGACCCUCGCCUGGCUAGCCAGACAUACUUCGCUCCCUAUUGUCCUUAAGGGUGUGCAGACGCAUGAGGAUGCCUACAUUGCCUCCUUACAUCGGCUCCAGGUGAAGGGUAUCAUCCUCUCCAAUCACGGGGGUAGAUCACUGGAUACAUCUCCUCCAGCUGUACACACUCUCCUUGAGAUACGGAAGUACUGCCCCGAGGUUUUUGAUCGGAUCGAGGUUUGGGUGGAUGGCGGGGUGAGGAGAGGGACCGAUGUUGUCAAGGCACUUUGCUUGGGUGCUAAAGGUGUCGGCAUUGGACGGCCGCCGCUUUGGGGUUUAGCUGCCGGAGGUGCUGAUGGCGUUAAGAGGACAUUGCAGAUACUGGUGGAUGAGACAAAGACUUGCAUGCGGUUGCUGGGAGUGCAGAGGCCAGAUCAACUUGGAAUGCAACAUAUCAACACUCGGCUAGUAGAGCAACAGAUCUACGAUGGUCCUUCAGGCCUCGGGACUUGUCGCGCAAAUCACCGGUCAAAACUGUAG